This is a messenger RNA of Candida albicans SC5314, 930 nucleotides long. It is a transcript of the gene SPO11, whose product is annotated as Spo11p. The coding region runs from base 1 to 930 and encodes 309 amino acids. The record is from RefSeq and is a predicted model, not a curated record. The transcript has a single exon. Gene Ontology annotation, cellular component: nuclear chromosome. Gene Ontology annotation, biological process: meiotic DNA double-strand break processing; reciprocal meiotic recombination; meiotic DNA double-strand break formation. Gene Ontology annotation, molecular function: DNA topoisomerase type II (double strand cut, ATP-hydrolyzing) activity; DNA binding; ATP binding. NCBI's taxonomy places the organism in Eukaryota, Fungi, Ascomycota, Pichiomycetes, Serinales, Debaryomycetaceae.
AUGAACUAUCAUGAAGUGACAAUUAUAAUUAAAAACUCACUGAACAACUCAUUAAGGAAAUUAGGAAGUUAUUGCGUUUUGUCUAUCAGAGAAACCGAGACUAGAAGGUUUGCGGCUGUGUGUAAAUUAAUAAGCAUAUUGAUAAAACAUUUGAAAGCACAAAAUCAAAUAACAACCAUUCGUGAUAUAUAUUACCAAGAUGUGGAAGUUUUCAACCAUUGUCAAAAUGAAUGUAGAUUUCUUUUAGGUCAGCUUGUGGAACGCGGGUUAGGAUGGUCAUUAUGUGACGACCUAAAUAUUCAUCCAACUCAGAAAGGAUUAGUAUAUGGUGACUAUUUCCAAGAAUUAAGUAUUAAAGCUGAACCAAUUUUGAUACCGAUUAAUUACACUAAAUUUUUUAAUACAAAAAUCACACAAAUAAAAGUUGAAAAAGUAAUUGUUGUCAUAUUAGAGAAAGAUGCCGUAUUUCAAUGUCUUUGCACCCAUUUAAGACAACACAACAUAAUAAAUCGAUUCUUAAUAGUCACCGCAAAAGGGUAUUCCGAUAACUUGACCCUUCGAUUUCUUACAUGGUUGCAAACCAAUGAAAACUGCAAAUUCAUUGGAUUUUUCGAUUCAGAUGUUUACGGACUUAACAUUUAUUGGCAAUACAAUCAGAAACUCCCGGAGAUGGUAUAUUCUGGUAUCUACUUGCUUGAAUCGCAGCCCCAUACAUGGUUAAGCAUAACCUUGCGCGAUAUCGCUAUGAUGAUAAAAAUCUGUAAAAAUGGCAACAACAAAUACAAUGAUAUACCAUAUCGUGAACUCACAAGAGGAUUAUAUUUAUUUAAGAAGGCAGAAAUGAAUGUGGUUCAAGCUAAUAACGCCAACCAAUCUUAUGUGAACUAUAUGGUCUCAAAAAUUCUUGGAACGCCUAGCUAUACGAAAUAA